Ostertagia ostertagi is the source of this 621-nucleotide messenger RNA. Lineage: Eukaryota; Metazoa; Nematoda; Chromadorea; Rhabditida; Trichostrongylidae. The record is from the annotation of a GenBank genome assembly.
AUGUCUCGAAACGAUAACACUGAUAUGCUUGAAUUGACAGCCUACUACCGUGAGGUGGUCCGCCAGAUGAUGUACUGUAACGGAGAUCUCGAAGAUCCAUUGCCGUCCUGUGUUGAGAUGGUGUUGAAUAUGGCUAAAUACCAAAUGGUCAAAGUGCUUGAAGACGCCUGGCAGCGCGCUGUCGGCCAGAAUAGGGAGACGAUAAUCCUUGAAGACGUUUUGUUUCUCUUCAGAAGGCAUAAGUUUUUGCUGAAGAGACUUCUACACUUCGCUGAUACAGCUGAGCGCAUUAACGAGUUGAAGCGAGCAGCUCCACAGACGGCGAAAUUGGACGAGGAGCCUGACCAGGAAAACAGCAUGGACGAUGAUGACGUUGUCGGCGUAGCGAGCACCAGCGUACCCGACUCAAAUCUCAGUCGAAUGCUGAAGUAUGUGGAUUCCCUGAACUUGGGAGAGAGCGCAGAACAAUUGUUCACAGCGCCUGAUCAGGAACUCGAGCAAAGGCAGCGUCGAAUUGCCGAUAUUGUCAUGAACGAGCUCUCUUCGGAGGAGUACCCUCGAUUUACUGCAGCGCGCACAGCUACAUUCCUCGACGACCUCAAGAGGCAUCCAAGAAAGUAA